Theobroma cacao (cacao) is the source of this 2473-nucleotide messenger RNA. It is a transcript of the gene CYCB3;1, whose product is annotated as cyclin b3;1. NCBI's taxonomy places the organism in Eukaryota, Viridiplantae, Streptophyta, Magnoliopsida, Malvales, Malvaceae. The record is from RefSeq and is a predicted model, not a curated record.
ACAAUUUGAAACGCAAAAGUGGAGAAGACAGGCGGGCGACUUCAUAGAUCUCAGAUUUCAAAAGCAACGGUUAACCAAGAAGAACAGAUCAAGAAAGAUCCAAGAACAUGACAUCUCUCAAGGGAAAAGCAGGUGUUAGUAAAGCAGCUGCACACGGUUUCACUCGCAGGAGUGGUUUCAAAAUUUAUUCGCAAAAUGAAAAGCCCAAAAAUGAAGCCUCUACUAUGAUGAAGUCAGCCGUAGGUAGCAAAGGAGCCCCUCUGACUACUGCAAGUGAUUCGAAGGGCGCUUUGAAGAAUAUGGCAAAUAGUAAAGCCAAGCGUGAUACUUCUGCAAACAAAAUUGUUCAAAGAAAAGCUUUGGCAGAUCUUAGCAAUCGUACUUCUAAUGUUUCUGCAACUAAAGUUUAUGAUGGCUCCAAACCAAUGAAGAAUGAGAGAAAUGCAUUUUUGGAAGGAGUUUCCGUGGCUCCAGCUGCAAGAACUGUGAAUGUCUUCUCCACGAAAUCUUUCAAGGGAAAAGAGAAGGACCAUCUAGACCAAGGUGCUAUUGGUGUUCAUACUUCUAAGACAGAAGGUAUUAAAAAUCUGAAGACCUCCAUGAAUGACCAAAGCAAUAAAACCAAGAAUUCAGAUCGUAAAUUUGUUGUUACUACCAGCAGGUCAACCAACAGCUCACUUGUACCCAUGAGGAAGUCUUUACCAGUUUUAAAGAAGGAAAAAACUACAGAACCUAGCAGGAGUAUGAUUAAGGCUAAAGUCUGUGCAAGUGCUAAACAGCAAGCAAACAAUGCAAAGAGCAAUCUUUGGAGGAAUCGAGAGAGUGAUGGCUUUGUAAUAAUGCCUCCUAAAGUUCAAUCUAAUGCAGCCGCUAGUAUCUUGCCAAGAUCUUUCAAGCCAAUUGUUAAGACUGCACUCAGGGCUCCCAAUGCUCAAAGAACUUCAAAAUCCAAGUGUUCAUCAGGUUUCAAGAAACCAGUAUAUGUUGCUGCUAUCUCAUCCGAGAAAGAUUUAUUGUGUUCUCAUACAGAAAAUAAUGCAACAAUAAUUUCCAAUGAAAUCAAUCGGAGGGAUCUUCCUUCUAAUGGCAACAGUGAUGCUAGCACCAACAUGCCAGAUAUCCUUUCCCGGAAGAAAACUACACGUAGGAGAUCUUAUACAUCCUUAUUGAUGACAAGAUCAAAGCUAUUAGAGGAUUAUGGUGGAGUCAAGGAAGAAGAAAAGCUACCAGGCAUUGAUAAUGAUGGUAAUCCAUUGGAAGUUGCUCAAUACGUUGAUGAGAUUUAUCAAUAUUAUUGGAUUACUGAGGCACAGAAUGCAUCUCUGGAAAAUUAUAUGUCAAUGCAGACAGAUAUUACUCCUUGUAUGAGGGGCAUAUUGGUCAACUGGCUGAUUGAGGUGCACCUCAGAUUUGAUUUAAUGCAAGAAACACUUUAUCUCAUGGUCACCUUGUUAGAUCGAUUUCUCUCAGAGGUCCAAAUAAAGAAGAAUGAUAUGCAGUUGGUUGGUCUUACUACUCUUUUGCUGGCAUCAAAAUAUGAGGAUUUUUGGCAUCCCAGGGUCAAAGAUUUAAUCAGUAUAUCUGCUGAGACUUACACUAGUGAACAAAUGCUCAAAAUGGAGAAGCUUAUCCUUAAAAAGUUGAAGUUUCGCCUAAAUGCACCUACUCCCUAUGUUUUCAUGUUAAGGUUUAUCAGGGCUGCUCAAUCAGACACCAAGCUUGAACAUCUAGCGUUUUACCUCAUUGAGCUGUGCUUAGUUGAAUAUGAAGCUUUGAAGUUCAAGGCGUCCUUGCUAUGUGCAUCAGCUAUCUAUGUUGCUCGGUGUACCCUGCAAAUGGCUCCAUCCUGGACCCCAUUGCUUUGCAGAUAUGCACGCUAUGACGUGUCAGAAAUCAGGGAGUGUGCAGAAAUGAUUUUAAGAUUCCAAAGAGCUGCCAGAUCAGGACAGUUGAAGGUCACAUAUGAAAAAUACAUGAGUCAUGAUCUCAGUGGAGUUGCGGCAAUCAAACCCUUGGAUAAACUUCCUCCAACUUAAUGAUUUGAGUGUAUUGUUCAGUUGUAAAUAUACAUGUCAUAUAUACAGGAAACAGUGUGAAGUCUCUACCAGAUAAGACUUUAUGUUCCAUGGAAUUGUGGUUGAAGCUUCUUACCACUUGUACCCCAUAUUUGUUCUUCAUGCAUGUAUCUUCUGUUUGGUCAUUGGCUCAUGAGGUGUGUAACUGGAAGGCCUGUUUCCAGUUACUGUUGCUGUGUUGUAGGUUUAGAGUAAAGAGAAGUGUUUAGCUUAACAGGAUUUAUGCAUGCUAUAGCAAUCAGGCGGUAUAAAUCGUGUAAUUAACUUUUAACUGUGUUGAGGUAUUAGCAAGCCCUUGUAGUUAUCCUUAGUUUGUUCCUGUUUUUGAGAAUGAGAUUGCAAGAGUUAUAUGAUAGAUUGAUAAGAAAAUUGAUUACAAACGAGAAUGUAAUUUUGAA